AUGGUAUAUGAAGUCCGGGUAUUCGCCGAGACACUCGCGAAGUUCCGCGUCUGGAAGAUGGCUCAGCUCGUGGAAGAGCUCGAGAUCGAAGCCGGGCGGCGGCGAGGCACGCGAGUCGCUCGCGCACCCCGCGCCCGAACCCGCACCGCCCUCCGCCGUGAUCCACCCGCCCGCCGGACAUCAGCCCGCCCGCCCACACUACCACUCUCCUCACUUUACAGUUUUCCACAACCAAUUAAAAAUCUGUCCGCCGGCAACCAAACUCUCCGUUCAACUGAUUUAACAUCACUUCACACACUAAUAUUUAAGUUGACGCCAUAA
Messenger RNA from Pieris macdunnoughi, 321 nucleotides. Lineage: Eukaryota; Metazoa; Arthropoda; Insecta; Lepidoptera; Pieridae. The record is from the annotation of a GenBank genome assembly.